This is a messenger RNA of Strongyloides ratti, 288 nucleotides long. RefSeq names its product NADH dehydrogenase [ubiquinone] 1 alpha subcomplex subunit 2. The record is from RefSeq and is a predicted model, not a curated record. The coding region runs from base 1 to 288 and encodes 95 amino acids. The transcript is spliced from 2 exons. NCBI's taxonomy places the organism in Eukaryota, Metazoa, Nematoda, Chromadorea, Rhabditida, Strongyloididae.
AUGUCAGCAGUUCGUCUUGGAGCAGGAGCUCUCCGUGAGUUACGUCUUCAUCUUUGUCUUAAAGGCACAACCUCAAGUGGUGUUAGAUCUUUUAUUGAAAAUGAAUAUGUCAAUUUAAAGAAGACCAAUCCAAAUUUUCCUAUUCUAAUUAGAGAAGCUUCCGGUGUUCAACCAAAACUUUUUGCAAGAUUUGAAAAAGGAGUAGAAGAAGCUGUAUCAUUGGAAAAUUUAAGUAAAGAUGAUAUCUUACGUUUAAUUACUAAUUUUGCUUCCAAAAAGCCAAUCUAA